Messenger RNA from Morus notabilis, 2772 nucleotides. RefSeq names its product G-type lectin S-receptor-like serine/threonine-protein kinase At4g27290. Bases 9 to 2456 code for a protein of 815 amino acids. Gene Ontology annotation, molecular function: protein serine/threonine kinase activity; ATP binding. Gene Ontology annotation, biological process: protein phosphorylation; recognition of pollen. The transcript is spliced from 7 exons. The record is from RefSeq and is a predicted model, not a curated record. Lineage: Eukaryota; Viridiplantae; Streptophyta; Magnoliopsida; Rosales; Moraceae.
AUACUAUUAUGCUUAUAAUUGCCAUUAUUUUCCCUUUUCACUUCCAAACAGUUUUCUCUGCAGUUGACGGUAUUCGUCCAUCUCAAUCCAUCAGUGAUGGCAAAACCUUGGUUUCAAAAGAAGCAAUGUUUGAGUUUGGAUUCUUCAGUCUCGGAAAUUCCAAGAGUCGUUAUGUGGGAAUUUGGUACAAGAACAUCCCAAUAACUAUCGUUUGGGUUGCAAACCGAUGCAAACCUAUUAACAAUUCCUCUGGCUUGUUGACCAUAAAUAGUACAGGCAAUCUUGUUCUCUUGUAUCAGAACAAGAGUGUUGCUUGGUCUACAAGCGCAUCAAAACAAGCCAAGAAACCAUUAGUAGAGCUUCUAGAUUCUGGAAAUCUUGUACUAAGAGAUGAGGAAGAUAAAAACUCAGAAAACUAUUUGUGGCAAAGCUUCGAUUAUCCUUGUGAUACAUUAAUAGCAGGGAUGAAAAUUGGAAGGGACUUAAGGACGGGUCGUAAUCUGCGCUUAUCAGCAUGGAAGAAUUGGGAUGACCCUUGUCCUGGAGACUUUACUUAUGGGCUUGAGUUUGAUCAAAAGCUUAAUACGUACCCCGAAUUUUAUCUCCGAAAGGGCAACGCAAAGUGCUACCGUAGCGGACCUUGGAAUGGCAUUCGUUUUAGUGGCGGAGUGGAACAAAGGCCAAAUCCGUAUUUUAGUUUCGAAUCUGUCUAUAGUGAUGAUGAAGUAUAUUACGGAUUCAACCUGAAGAAUAAGUCGCUCAUCUCCAUACUAGCUGUAAACCAAACCACAAGCUUACGUCAGCGCCUUACAUGGAUCAAAGCAGAUCAAGCUUGGAAGCCUUAUUCAAAUUCACCUAGAGAUGACUGUGAUAAGUACCGUCACUGUGGAGCCAAUGCGAAUUGUGAUAUGAAAGAAAACCCGAUCUGUGAAUGCCUAAAAGGAUUCAAGCCCACGUCCCCGGAGACAUGGAGCUUAAUGGAUUGGUCUAAAGGAUGUGUUAGGAAUAAACCAAUGAGCUCUCUAGAGAAAGGCAAAGAUGGGUUUAUCAAAUUUCCGGGGUUGAAAGUGCCGGAUACAACACAUUCAUGGGUGAACAAGAGUAUGAAUACAAAGGAAUGCAGGGCCAAAUGUUUAAGCAGCAGUUCAUGUAUGGCUUACACAAAUACUGAUAUCAGAGGGCAAGGCAGUGGUUGUGCUCUCUGGUUUGGUGAUCUGAUAGAUAUCAGGCAAUUUCCCCAAGGUGGACAAGAUCUGUUUAUUCGCAUGCCAAGUUCAGAGCUAGGAAAAGUUGGUGAUAACAUGAGAGUAGUGAUAGUGGUAUCUGUCAUCGGAGGUUUUUCUGGGAUGCUCCUUCUUGGCUUUUGCUUUUGCAGGAGAGGCUCAGAAGGCAAAACAGCUAGAAAUAUUGAAACAAUAUGUCAGCAUGGAGGCCAAGAGGAAGACCUGGAGCUUCCCCUGUUUAACCUGUCUUCUAUAAUUGUUGCCACUGAAAAUUUUUCACCGUACAAUAAGCUUGGAGAAGGUGGUUUUGGACCCGUCUACAGAGGUAAAUUAGAAGAUGGACAAGAAAUCGCCGUGAAGAGGCUAUCAAUCAACUCUGCACAAGGAGUAUAUGAGCUAAAAAAUGAAGUAAAACUAAUUGCCAAGCUUCAACAUCGAAAUCUUGUGAAGCUUCUUGGUUGUUGCAUUCAAGGAGAAGAGAAAUUAUUGGUUUAUGAAUAUAUGCCGAACAAAAGUCUCGACUUUUUCAUUUUUGAUCAAAAGCAAGGAAAACUAUUCGAAUGGUCAAAGCGCUUACAAAUUAUAUGCGGAAUUGCUCGAGGACUUCUAUAUCUUCACCAGGAUUCUAGAUUGAGAGUGAUACAUAGAGAUCUCAAAGCUAGUAAUGUGUUACUUGACAAUGACAUGAAUCCCAAAAUUUCAGACUUUGGCUUAGCUAGAAUUUUUGGAGGAGAUCAGACAGAAGAACAGACAAACAGAGUAAUAGGGACCUAUGGAUAUAUGGCACCAGAAUACGCAUUUGAUGGCUUAUUCUCAGUAAAGUCAGAUGUCUUUAGCUUUGGUAUAUUGGUAUUGGAGAUUGUAAGUGGGAAGAAAAGCAGAGGUUUUCACCAUCAAAAUCAUGGUGUUACCCUCAUUGGACAUGCAUGGAAGUUGCAUAAAGAAGGCAAUUCAAUUGAAAUGUUUGAUAAACACUUGAGGGAAGCAGACAACAAUGUUGAACAAGUGUUGCGUUGCAUUCAUGUCGGUCUCUUAUGCGUGCAACAAAGUCCGGUGGAUAGACCAAACAUGUCCUCUGUGGUUGUGAUGUUGGGAAGUGAGAGUGAGCUGCCUCAGCCCAAACCACCCGGCUAUUUCGUAGAGAUGGAUUUGGCAAAAGGAGGCCAUUCUUCUACCAACCCCGAAUCAUCUUCGAUGAAUGAUAUGAGCAUUUCACUACUUGACGCCAGAUAAGGCUUAAUUAAUGUCUAAUUAUAGCAAACUAUAACAUUAGUUUAUACUAACUAAAUAAUGGGCUUCAGGAAUUUGUAGUAUUAAUUAUCUUUGGAGAAUGAGGGGUUUGUAGAUUUGCUUAAACAUGUGGUGUAAAAUAGCAUAGACAUUAGAUAGCAUAUAUGUGAAUUACCCUUCCCCUGAAGAAAAGACGGUAGCUUGUUCUAGACAUAUCUAAUUCAAAAGUAGAAAACUUAUUCUAUAAAUGAAAGAGAAGGUCUUCCUUUUCUUAAAUUUUCUUAUCAAACUAUCGCCUCUUUCCUACAAGAAAGGCUCC